This is a messenger RNA of Meloidogyne enterolobii, 1691 nucleotides long. The record is from the annotation of a GenBank genome assembly. NCBI's taxonomy places the organism in Eukaryota, Metazoa, Nematoda, Chromadorea, Rhabditida, Meloidogynidae.
UCAUUUUUAAAUAUUUUUAUAAUUAAGUUUGAUUUUCUAAAUAAUUUUAAAUUUUCUACAGAUUUUUUCAGAAUUAAAAAAAUCGCAAACGAGAAGUAAAAAAUGGUUUUGGCCGACUUGGGUCGACGUAUAAGAAAUGCUAUUGGAAAACUUGGACAAGCAACGGUUAUAAAUGAGGAGGAAUUAAAUGCAAUGUUAAAGGAGGUUUGUUCAGCUCUAAUUGAGUCAGAUGUAAAUGUUCGGUUAGUCAAACAAUUACGAGAGAGUGUAAGGAAAGCCAUAGAUUUUGAAGAAAUGGCUGGUGGUGUAAAUAAAAGACGUCUUAUUCAGCGGUCAGUCUUCCAAGAAUUAUUGAAAUUAGUUGAUCCUGGUGUUGCUCCAUAUCAGCCAGUCAAAGGGAAGGCAAAUGUUAUAAUGUUCGUAGGACUUCAAGGUGCUGGAAAGACUACAACUUGUACAAAGAUGGCCUAUUACUAUCAAAAGAAGGGUUGGAAAACAUGUCUGGUUUGUGCUGAUACUUUUCGUGCUGGUGCUUUUGAUCAGUUAAAACAAAAUGCUACAAAAGCGAGGAUACCUUUUUAUGGAAGUUACUCAGAAGUUGACCCAGUUAUUAUUGCAGCAAAUGGUGUAGAAAAAUUUAAGCGUGAUGGUUUUGAAUUAAUUGUAGUCGAUACUUCUGGAAGGCAUAAACAAGAGGCGGCUUUAUUUGAAGAAAUGUUGCAAGUUUCAAAUGCUAUAAAACCUGAUAAUGUUAUUUUCGUAAUGGAUGCAUCUAUCGGACAGGCUUGUGAGGCACAAGCUCGCGCAUUCAAAAAUUGUGUAGAUAUUGGUUCUGUUAUAAUUACAAAAUUGGAUGGACAUGCAAAAGGUGGUGGUGCUCUCUCAGCUGUCGCAACAACCCAUUCUUCUAUUAUUUUUAUUGGAACAGGAGAGCAUAUAGAUGAUUUUGAACUUUUUAAAGUUAAACCUUUUUUGCAAAAAUUGUUAGGAAUGGGAGACAUUCAAGGACUCGUUGAAAAAGUUUCAGAAAUGGGGUUGGAGGAUAAUGAAGAACUUAUAAAGAGGCUUAAACAAGGUCAAUUCACUCUGAGGGAUAUGUAUGAACAAUUCCAAAAUAUAAUGAAAAUGGGACCGUUUGGUCAAAUUAUGAGUAUGAUCCCAGGAUUUGGUUCAGAUUUUCUUUCAAAAGGCAAUGAACAAGAAUCUAUGGCAAGAUUGAAAAAAUUGAUGACAAUAAUGGAUUCGAUGGCUGAUGGAGAACUUGAUCAUCCAAAAGCUAAUGAUUUAUUUACAAAAGAACCUAGCAGAUUAAUUCGUGUAUCAAAAGGAAGUGGUACAAAUAUAAAUGAAGUAAAGGAAUUGUUAUCACAAUAUAAAAAAUUUGCUGAUAUGGUUAAAAAAAUGGGAAGUAUGAAAGGACUUUUUAAGGGAAAUGAGAUGAAUCCAAAAAAUAUAAAUCCAAAUCAAAUGACAAAAUUAAAUCAACAAAUGGCAAAAAUAAUGGAUCCUAGAGUUCUUCAACAAAUGGGUGGAUUAGCUGGGUUACAAAAUAUGAUGAAACAAGUAGGUGGUGGUGGUGGCGGAAUGGGAGGAUUAGGUGGAAUGGGUGGAAGUGGAAAGCGUAAUAAAUAAUUGAAAACAAAGAAAAUAGGUUGUGAUGAUUUUUGACAAUUAAAAUAUUCUAUUAUUUU